AUGCAGGCAGGGAUUAACUUGGGGACAGCUGUGUCAAGAGGAUUGUAUCAACCAGCAACAAUCUUUAUGGGCCGCCAAAUGUCAGCCAUCUCAAGCGCUGGAGAUGUUAGUACAGAGCAGAAAUCUCCCCAACCCACGAAGAACUUCAGAACAAUUCUUGACCCACGUUCACAGCAACAGACAGCCCAGAGCAGUGAUGUGACAGACAGCUAUGUAGUCUGCACUAAUAGUGGCACACAGUGCUUAAAUAAGUCUGACAAAAUAGAUGGAAGGACAUCUCUUCAGAUUGGUGAGAAAACGCCAGUCACAGCCAGCCCAUUGUCUGAGGAGGAACAGACUCAUUGCUUGGAGAUAGGAAGCAACUCACGUCACGGCAAGAGUAAUUUAUCUGAAAGCAAAAAGUCUGCUGAACUCCAUUCCCUGUUACGGGGAAGAUUAUGUCCAGGGAGCAGAACCACUGAUUUAAAGUGUGACAGUUCCAGCAGAUCAGGGGCAUCAGAGGGAGAAAUACUGACACGGGAACAUAUUGAAGUCAAGGAAGACAGUGCCAGACUACCAGUCGCUCCGAUAUCAGUCUCAGAAUACUGUGCAUCUGAAAAUCAUCCUCCUCACGGGGACCCCGAGGCACAGAAGCCCUUCAGGAAAAUGCAGCAACAGCAGGAAGAGGAAAGUCUGAGCAGCAGCAGUGACCUCACAGUUGCCGUAAGUGAAGAUGAUCUGAUUUUAGAGAGUCCAGAACCACAGCCAAAUCCGAGUGACAAGAUGGAGGGAGAAGAUGGAAUAGAGGCCUUAAAAUUAAUCCACUCUGAGCAAGAAAGAGGUGCCCUAUCCACCGAAAAACAUAAUUGUAUUUUGCAAACUCUAAGCUCUCCUGAUUCAAAAAAGGAAUCCUCCACUAACUCACCAACAAGAGAGCUCUAUAAUCACAGUGACAUUCUGAAAGAAGACCUUGAAGCCUGUGGAACAGCUGUCCUUCACCAGCCUCCGAGACUCUUACCUGGAGGUGGCAGCCAUGAAAAGCAAGUCAGAUCUGAACAAGCGUCAGCCUCAGGCUUGUUGAGGGCACAGUUGGGUCAGCACAUGGCCACCUUGAAAGAACGUGAUAAUUCUAUCACAGAAGAGGUAGCUAAGAAGUCUGAAGUUUUCCUAGUCAAAAACGUGGACCAGAGGACAGGGGUUAGUAAUUUUUAUUUUUUUUAAUAAGUUUCAAGAUGUACAAAUUAUUCAUUUAAGGAAAUAGUCAUGUUCUUAACAAUGGUUAACAUAUUUGAAAAAAGAUUAAAUAA
Messenger RNA from Diceros bicornis minor, 1286 nucleotides. RefSeq names its product centrosomal protein kizuna-like. The record is from RefSeq and is a predicted model, not a curated record. Gene Ontology annotation, biological process: spindle organization. Bases 1 to 1200 code for a protein of 399 amino acids. Lineage: Eukaryota; Metazoa; Chordata; Mammalia; Perissodactyla; Rhinocerotidae. Gene Ontology annotation, cellular component: centrosome. The transcript has 4 exons.